AUUCCCUUACUUUUGGGGCGUCGGCUUUCUUUCUUUCUACUUCCCAAGCCCUUUGCUGACCGCUCACACUCAACUAACACGUUCACGUUCUCUCGCUCCCUCCCUCCCUCCCUCAUCACCCAAAAAACAAAACCAUACUAAACCCAAUUGAAUCGAACACACUUUGGUUCCAUCUAUAGCUUUGCACUUAUGGAGAAUCAACAGAAACCGCGCCAGGCGCAGCCUCCCUUGAAAUCAAGAUUCAGACGUGUGUGUGUUUUCUGUGGGAGCAGCCCCGGCAAGAACCCUAGCUACCAGCUUGCUGCUAUUCAACUCGGCAAACAGCUGGUGGAAAGGAACAUUGACUUGGUCUAUGGAGGAGGGAGCAUUGGCUUGAUGGGUCUGGUCUCCCAAGCUGUCCAUGAUGGAGGUCGCCACGUCUUGGGAGUCAUUCCAACGACUCUCAUGCCGAGAGAGAUAACUGGAGAGACUGUCGGAGAAGUAAGAGCUGUCUCCGGCAUGCACCAACGCAAGGCUGAAAUGGCUCGUCAGGCUGAUGCAUUCAUUGCCUUGCCAGGUGGCUAUGGCACUUUGGAAGAACUUUUGGAAGUUAUUACUUGGGCUCAGCUGGGAAUCCAUGAUAAACCGGUGGGAUUGUUAAACGUUGAUGGGUACUACAACUCACUCCUAUCAUUCAUUGACAAAGCAGUCGAUGAAGGUUUCAUAACUCCCGCUGCCCGUAGCAUUAUCGUCUCUGCCCAAACUGCCCAAGAACUCAUGUGCAAGCUCGAGGAUUACGUGCCCAAGCACUCUGGGGUGGCCCCCAAGCUAAGCUGGGAGAUAGAGCAACAACUGGGCUUCGUAACAAAGUCAGACAUUUGUCGUUGACAUCAUCAUAGACGUUCAAAUUACACGAUUGAUGAUUAAUGGCCGUAGAUUUUAGCGAAUUUCACUAUCAAUACACGUAACCAUGUAGAUGUCAACUCCACCGGACGAGUGCCAGUCACCACAGUUCUUUUAACUAGCUGUGGUUCAUGAUUUUUAUUUUAUUUUUAUUUUUAUUUUUUGUGAGCUUUAAUUGUUUUUCUUUAAUUUAAUUUGUCGAUUCGAAUCUGACCUGCAUGUCAAAAACAAUUGUGAUAUUUUUAAUACAAGCUUUUACCAUGUCGGUGUAUAUAUAUA
Molecule: messenger RNA, 1161 nt
Organism: Carya illinoinensis
Lineage: Eukaryota; Viridiplantae; Streptophyta; Magnoliopsida; Fagales; Juglandaceae
Product: cytokinin riboside 5'-monophosphate phosphoribohydrolase LOG3-like
Exons: 7
Coding region: 190-867 (225 amino acids)
Biological process (GO): cytokinin biosynthetic process
Cellular component (GO): cytosol; nucleus
Molecular function (GO): hydrolase activity, hydrolyzing N-glycosyl compounds
Source: RefSeq, a predicted model, not a curated record